AUGGACAAAAUAGCUUAUGAUGCUUAUCCCCGCCCACCACUUCUGAGAUAUUGAGCGGAAACCAGAGUACCUCCAGCCAGAAAAGUGCAUCUCACCUCCCUACCCCGGCCGUGCGGGAACCAUGUGGUUUAUCCGGGAUGGCUGUGGCAUUGACUGUGCUGUUGUCACCUAGCUUCUGGUUCUCUAUGGAGUCAUGCUGAUUCCAUCCCAAGACUACGUGUACAGCAUCGUCAAUGGGAUCGUGUUCAACCUGCUGGCCUUCUUGGCCCUGGCCUCCCACUGCCGGGCCAUGCUGACGGACCCCGGGGCAGUGCCCAAAGGAAAUGCCACUAAAGAGUUCAUCGAGAGCUUUCAGCUGAAGCCCAGGCAGGUGGAGUACAAGAGCCCCAAGUGCUGCAGCAUCAAGCCUGAUCGAGCCCACCACUGCAGUGUCUGCAAGCGGUGCAUUGGCAAGAUGGACCACCACUGUCCCUGGGUCAACAACUGUGUUGGUGAGAACAACCAGAAGUACUUCGUCCUGUUUACAGUGUACAUUGCUCUCAUUUCCUUGCACGCCCUCAUCAUGGUGGGAUUCCACUUCCUGCAUUGCUUUGAAGAAGACUGGACAAAAUGCAGCUCUUUCUCUCAGCUUACCACGGUCAUCCUGCUCAUCCUGCUGUGCUUUGAGGCACUGCUCUUCCUCAUCUUCACGUCAGUGAUGUUCGGGACCCAGGUGAACGCCAUCUGCACGGACAAGACGGAAAUACAAGUGUGGACCUGCUUUUGGGAACCAGCCACUUCUGAUCUUGAACCGAAGGUGGGUGUUGAAAUGCCUGCAACCUUGAGCACCAGAACUCUGCCUUCAGGACACCUUUAA
This is a messenger RNA of Jaculus jaculus (lesser Egyptian jerboa), 856 nucleotides long. Its product is annotated as palmitoyltransferase ZDHHC3-like. Gene Ontology annotation, molecular function: protein-cysteine S-palmitoyltransferase activity. Gene Ontology annotation, cellular component: Golgi apparatus; endoplasmic reticulum. The record is from RefSeq and is a predicted model, not a curated record. Gene Ontology annotation, biological process: protein targeting to membrane; peptidyl-L-cysteine S-palmitoylation. NCBI's taxonomy places the organism in Eukaryota, Metazoa, Chordata, Mammalia, Rodentia, Dipodidae.